Malaya genurostris is the source of this 4616-nucleotide messenger RNA. RefSeq names its product tyrosine-protein kinase-like otk. Lineage: Eukaryota; Metazoa; Arthropoda; Insecta; Diptera; Culicidae. The annotation marks the transcript as partial. Gene Ontology annotation, molecular function: cell adhesion molecule binding. The record is from RefSeq and is a predicted model, not a curated record. Gene Ontology annotation, biological process: cell-cell adhesion. The transcript is spliced from 10 exons. Gene Ontology annotation, cellular component: cell-cell junction.
UAUUGUGAUAUUUCAUCUUAUUAUGUAGGUGACUGCUCCAGGGAUGAAUUUAGGUGCAGCUCUGGCGAAUGCAUUCCGGAGUUCCGACGAUGUGACCUACGAGUAGAUUGCGCUGAUGGAUCCGAUGAACAUAGUUGUACCUCUCCCCAACCCGCCAGUAGUAGUUUAUCGAAGGAACGAAGAGGUGGUGGUGGCGGCGUUGGUGCAGCCCCGGAUGAAGAUGACUACGACUACGAUGACGAGGAUGAGCCUUCCCGGGAGAACGUUGACAACGAGAUCAGCUUCCAGGGAUCAUCGUCGGCGAGUCAGCUACUGACGAAGAACCACACCAUCGAGGCGGAGUUGAACGAUACGGUUACGCUGCCAUGUCGGGUGCAGAAUCCGGAAGAUAACACAAUUGUAAUGUGGUACAAUACCUCUCAUCUGCUAUAUGUGAGAACCAGCAAUCACACCAAUGAUCCUCGGCUUUCUUUGGGAAAGGAUUCCUCGUUGACGAUUAAUCAUGUUAGUGCCAGUGAUGACUCCAUUUAUAAGUGUAUGGUACUACCAAUCCAGAAGUCAGCUUUCAUCACAUUGAAAGUCCGAGGUCCACCCCACAACGUUCGAAUUACGCACGGAAACACCGAUUAUACUGGCCGCGAGUUGGAGAUCCAACAGCGUGAUCGUAAGUUCAUCAUUCACUGCCGUGCUUUAGGCUAUCCGACGCCUUCGAUCACGUGGUCCUUCCGGGGUAAACAUUUGGACGAAACCUACGCCAAGCACACCGGAAUUAUGAUCCGCAAGGAAUUCCUCGAGAUCCAUGAUGUGAAAGCCCACCACGCCGGAGAUUACGAGUGCUUGGCUCAGAACGGCAUUGGAGAGCCAGUGAGUGCCGUCGUCAAUGUGCAGAUUAAAUCCAAUGCCACUAAACCCGGAUCAAAUGAAGAUGGUGGCACCACAAUGCUUCCGGAAGAUAAAGAAGCGAGCCCAUCGAUAGUGAAACACGUUGACUACCUGAACACGGCCAUCGGAGAAAACGCAGAGCUGGUAUGUCUGUACCACAGCAAUCCAGAGGCUCGCAAGGUUCAAUGGUUCCGAGGGGAUGAACUGCUGCACAACGGUGCCAAACACGGCAUCAACGAAGAUCGUCACAAUCACCACCAGCGUACGCGACUUACGGUGCGCAACGUCGAGCAAAAGGAUUUGGUUGCUUAUUUGUGUAAGAUUGAGAAUGCGAUGGGAGAAGCAUCGGCCAAGACGAUUCUUGGUUUGCUCCCCGGAGCUGCACAUCUGAUUCACUCCAACUACUCCAACGGACUGCUGCAUACGGUGUGGAGGGUGCGAAGUGCUCAACCGCUUUCUGAUCUGCAAAUCCUAUACAAGGGAGAAAAUACGAAAUACACGACGAUCGAUGCCACAAUUUCGGAGCAGAAUAAAGAAGAAUCCGGUGAUGUUUGGAACAUCAAACGAUCGAUCCGGCUACCGGAAGGUGAAUGGUUUAUCACUGCCCGAGCCAAAAACACCGAAGGUUGGUCCUACACGGAAAUCACCCCGAUGCAGUUCCAAAUCCCCAGUGAAGUCUCACUGGAAACGCAAGGCCACCGCGAAAGUGGUUCCAGUUCGGUGCAAUCGAUCAGCUUAGGACUCUGUUUGCUACUAUUCUCCCUGCUCUGUAGGUUGGUUUAGGUCCGAAUCGUGCGUUGUAGAGUAACUAUUUAAAUAGUUUUAUGUGAGAAACAAAAUCUGGUCGCUUUACCAUCCCAUCCAUUAAUUGAUUGGAUCGAUAUAUAAUACGUGUUUGGAAUGAUUGUGCCCCCUCCGCCUCCGGGUAUCAGUUGUUGACCAAAGAAGAAAAAAAAAACAAAUAAAAAAAGAAAAGGAUAGAUCUGCUAAAUCUGCGAUGAGCGUUUCAUCGCCAAUGAAAUCAGUUUAGAAUCAUUUGUCACAAAGAAGGGGGCAGAUAAUUGCUCUCAGAUUUUUUCCUGUUAUUUUGACGUCGUAUCCAAUAUGCUCCGCCAUCGUUCAGUACAGGUUCAAAUUCUUUAUUUUUAAGUCCUAUUCUCGUUCGACUGUUCGACUAUGACAUUCGCAUCGUUCAAAAUUAGUUCAUAUUUUCAAACUAAUUGAUGGAUCAGAAUUCGAAACAGAAACAGAAAACAUUACUUAGCAGAACAAUACACAGAUUAAAGGAUAAUUAGGAUUUAUUCCUAGGCGUUCCAUUCUAAAAUUCUGGUAUAUUUACGGAAGUUGCGAAUGACAUAGUCAAUUGGAGCAGUUUCUUUAUAUAAAGUCUAUCUUGGUGCUGUAAAUGGAUAUUAGAGUAAAAAAAAACAUCGUGCGUGAAAACGCAAUUUCAAACAGGUUUACAUGCUAAAUUAUUCAUACAGAUGUGACCAGAAAUUAGCAAACAAAUUCAACAAUAAACAAUCCGUUGUAAAUUAGCAUAUAUGCAAAGCAUCGAACGAGAAGAUAAACACAUGUAAAAAAAAAUGCCUAGCUGAAUCCGUUUGUCAACAGGAUUAUGCCUUGAAAACUAUCAACCGAAGCCGAAAAACCAUUUGUAGAAACGUGAUUUGUUGUGUUAGUAUAAAUGCUAUCCUAGAAUCAGAUUUAAAUAACUUGCACUCUUCAACAAGUAACCUUCUUAUGAAUUCAGAACAAAUUGGCUCAAAUGGCACGUUCCCCUUGAUAUUUGGAGAUUUGGUAUCGGUCGGGUGACGGCCAGGAUGUAGACCAUGUUCGAUGUACGUUCGACCAUGUCUGACUGGCGUUUUAGAGUGUCUAUAACAAGAUUCAGAGUGGCGAAAUGGUAGCUCGUAAGCAUCAUCUUUUCUGUUAGUUUUUCCUUCAUUUGGCUUCACCAAUAUAUGUUUCCGCUUAGUCAUUGCCUAAAAAUUGAUUAUAGAGGUUUUAACCUUGUGGUCAUUCGCAUCUCAGGUUAGAAAAACUUCCUGGCCCUAUGUAUCGGGUUGGGAAUAAAUAUGUCGUAGUGUAUCAUUGUCAAAAUCCAUCUUAUUUUCCCACAGCUCACUGGCAAUAUUGAUUCGAUUUUACACAAGUUUGACAUAACAUUGCAGCGUAACGAAAUUAGUUGGAUGAUUGUUGCUUGGCAGCUGUUGGCAAUUUGUUUUAAAGUUCAUUUCAUAACCUCACAGAAUCAUUUAACAACUAUCCUUGCUUUGUUUACAUGUUUUCAUGAAUUCUAGGAAGAACUUGUCAUUUACUAGUUCUAUAUAUCGGAAGAACUUAAAGCUUCAAUUUUAUAUAUUCUAUAAUAUAAAAUUUUUAUUUCGAAUUCAACUAAAAUUCAGUGAGAAAACUUGCAAAAUCGGAAAAAAAUAAGAAGAGUGUGCUUUUUCUCACUCAAUUCCGACAGAUUUCCAAACCAAUCAAUUAGAGGUGAACUUCAUUCGGAUUCAGAUUUCCUACUGAAAUCCAUAUGAAUUUCUGAAUAAAAUAUUUUUGCCCACUCGUAUUUGAUUCGGAUUUAAUUCCGAACAGACAAUGUGGAUGAACUUUAUUCAUAACAAGUUUUUAAGCUUUACACAAUGACAGCAACCAAGAACGGCCGUUGAAUCAAGUUCAUCUUUGACAGCUAUCGAUAGUUUGUUCACUCUGGAAUGACAGGUAACCCAAUGGAAUAAUAUGCAAAUAACACGGAACAGAACGGAAUGAAUGUGAACAAAGCAUUGAUAGCUGUUAAACGAUAAUUAGGUUUUAAAAGGUGUCACCACGAAUGAACUUGAAAUGAAUUUCAGAAAAAAAUCGAACUAUAUCUUACGAUCUACUGCUACUAUUCACAAUCACGAAGGGCAAAUUAAAUAAUUAAGUCCUUAGAAAUAGUACUGAAAAACUGUCCAGAAUAAACUCAAGUUCAUUUCAGACGUCACGGCAACAAAACUCAAUUAGGUUUUGCAAAAUGACAUUACCAAUGAACUCGUGAUGAAUAAAGUUCACUUUUUGACAAUUAGCGGUGGUUGGUUUACUUAUCUAUUAGAUUUUUUAUCGUGACGUCACAAAUGAACAAGAAUUCAUCCUUGACAGCUCAGUGGUACUGUUUACAAACAAGUUUAAACAAAAUCGAGGAACACAUCUCAAACAAUCAUCUUUACACUUCACAACUAGCCACUUUUAUAUAAUAAAUCUCUGAAACGAAUCGUUAACAAAUGUCUUGAAACUCUAUUUAGGCGAUAUGGAUCUUGAACGUUCUCAUCCGUUUGUCAACAGGCAAACAAACAAAGAAGUCCGUUUACAAACAGUACCGCUGAGUUGUCAAAAUGUGUUCAUCCGAUUGAGGUUAGCAGUGACGGUGAGAAACCUAAUUAACACAUAUUCAAAUUAGAAUGAACACAUAAACAAACCACUGAUAGCUGUCAAACGAUGUUCAUCCAGCCCAUUUUGUUUUACAAGAUGACAUCAUAAAUGAAUGUUCACUCAGUGAAUUUUGUGAGGUUAUGUCAUGUUUGUUUAAAACGUCAUCCAUGAAUAGACUCGUCAAAAGAAUCCUUCAAACACUAUCAUUAGACUGUCAAAUGAACUAAUAUGAACUACGGCAAUAAAAUAAAAAAUGUCAGUUACUAAUUCAUACAGUAAUUGGUUCGUAGGUUUGAGUUUAACACGUGGAAAAUUAGAUUUUC